Molecule: messenger RNA, 1946 nt
Organism: Nymphaea colorata (pocket water lily)
Lineage: Eukaryota; Viridiplantae; Streptophyta; Magnoliopsida; Nymphaeales; Nymphaeaceae
Product: cytochrome P450 72A397-like
Exons: 5
Coding region: 136-1674 (512 amino acids)
Molecular function (GO): oxidoreductase activity, acting on paired donors, with incorporation or reduction of molecular oxygen; iron ion binding; monooxygenase activity
Source: RefSeq, a predicted model, not a curated record
GCUUUCGCUUCCUCAGUGGUUUGUUUCGUUGGUGCUAUCAGCGUCACCUGGUCGCUUGCUCCCUUAAGUACAGGGCAUGUGGUCGUCCGCUCCCAUUAUUAUUCUCCGCCGGCCCCGAUAGGAAGAACACCAUCAAUGGCAGCUGCCCUGGUCCUUCUUGCUUCUCUAGCUGUCUUCCUCUCGUGGGUGGGGGUAAAGACAGUAUACUCUCUGUGGUGGAAGCCCAGGCAGUACGCAGAGACCUUCAAGAGGCAAGGAAUCCUCGGCUACCCCUACAAACUCUUCAUCGGCAACUCAAGGGAUGCAGCGAUCUUGCAAGAGAAAGCAUUGGCUAAGCCCAUGGCCUUCUCUCAUGAGUUAGUUUCACGAAUUAAUCCCUUCUUUAAGGAAUCUGUUGAUAAAUACGGUAGAAUUUCUCUCUCUUGGUUUGGGAAGACACCGCAGCUAAUCCUUAUAGAUGCGGAGAUGGUAAAAGAAGUCCUUUCCAACAAAUUUGGGCACUUCUCGAAGCCUCCUCAGCUUGCCCAAGGGAAGAUGCUAGCAAGGGGCCUCGCCAGCUUGGAAGGUACACAAUGGGCAGUCCAGCGAAGGCGCCUCAAUCCUGUCUUUCAUCUGGAAAAACUCAAGGAAAUGCUGCCAGCAUUCUCCACUUGCUGUAGUGAGCUGGUUCAAAGGUGGGAAAAAUCACUUAGCCUCCAAGGAUCGUGUGAGUUAGAUGUAUGGAAGGAGUUCAAUAACCUUACUGGAGACGUAAUUUCUAGGACUGCCUUUGGAAGUAACUAUAAAGAAGGCAGACAGAUAUUCCAAAUGCAGAAGGAACAGGCGGAGCUAGUGAUUCGAGCCUUAAGGAAAAUUUAUAUCCCUGGAUUAAGGUUUUUGCCAACAAAGGACAACAAGAGGCAGAAGGAGCUUAACAGAAAGAUUAUAUCCCUGCUUAAUAACAUAAUUGAGAAGAGAGAGAAGGAAAUGCAGUUGGGCAUUGCCAAAAAUGACGAUCUGUUGGGCAUAUUGUUGGAAUCAAACAAGAACCACCAUGGGCAUGGGGACAAGGGAAUGACGAGGGAGGAAGUCAUAGAGGAGUGCAAGCUUUUCUACUUUGCUGGUCAGGAGACAACUGCAGUGUUGCUAACAUGGACCAUGGUUCUGCUCUCCAUGUACCCAAGCUGGCAGAUGCAUGCGAGGGAAGAAGUUCUUCAAGUUUGUGGAAAGAACGUCCCCUCUUUUGACAGCUUAAGCCACCUGAAGACUGUCACUAUGAUUCUAAAUGAAGUGUUAAGACUAUAUCCACCUAUAAAUGUUGUGGUUAGACGAACCUACAAAACAGUAAAAGUGGGAAAUCUCACCCUCCCAGAGGGAGUUCGAUUGGUUAUGCCACUGCUAUUGAUCCACCAUGAUCGCGAGCUUUGGGGUGACGAUGCUGAAGAAUUCAAACCAGAGAGGUUCUCAGAAGGAAUUGCAAGUGCAUCCAAGAAUCAAUUGGCAUUCUUUCCAUUUAGCUGGGGUCCUCGGAUCUGCAUUGGCCAGACAUUUGCACUAAUUGAGGCCAAGAUGGCACUUGCAAUGAUUAUCCAGCGCUUCUCCUUCGAGCUCUCCCCAGUCUAUGCUCAUGCUCCACACCAGAUUGUGACCCUUCAACCUCAGUAUGGAGCUCAAAUCAUCCUGCAUCCUACCUGAGAGAAGAAGUACAGCCGUGUCAGAGUUUCUUCCACAGUUCUGCCUAAGUGAGUUCCCGAAGCACAUUACAUGUGCUAGGCUCAGUUCAGACAGGAAGUAAUAUUGUAGUAUCUGUUUCUACCUAUGCUGUGUAUUGCACAUAUUGUUGUCUACUGGACAAAAAGGCUAAAAGCAAGGCCAAUUCCUUUGGAACCAUGGAGGAGUUUUUGCAAGUGCAGUUGUGAACUUUGAUCAUGAAAGUGAAAAGGAACGGGAGGCUUUGACUUUUCACA